Messenger RNA from Chrysoperla carnea, 1587 nucleotides. RefSeq names its product dynein axonemal intermediate chain 7-like. NCBI's taxonomy places the organism in Eukaryota, Metazoa, Arthropoda, Insecta, Neuroptera, Chrysopidae. Gene Ontology annotation, molecular function: beta-tubulin binding; microtubule binding. Gene Ontology annotation, cellular component: axoneme. The transcript is spliced from 12 exons. The record is from RefSeq and is a predicted model, not a curated record. Bases 1 to 1587 code for a protein of 528 amino acids.
AUGGUUGAACGAGAAGAAAAGGAGUGGACUCAGUAUUUAAAAUGUGAUGGUUUGCCAAAUCCAACAGAUAUCAAGGAAAUGAAUACAUAUAUGUAUUUGUGGAAUGAAAGUUUAGCUGAAAGUACAAUAGAAGAUGUUACAAAUCGAUCACAAAUUGUUUUAUCAAUUCGAAACGAUUUCCAAGAUAUGCUUGCCUAUCAUUUUGAUAUGGCAUGUUAUUAUUUUCUUCGAAAUAUGGAAACAAAUAUGGACUUGGUGGAUAUGAAAAUAUUAGCAUAUACAAAACGUACCGAUAAUUUUAUAUUAUGUAUGUGGGCGCCUAGAAAAUUACCUGAUCCGUUAUUGAAUCCUCAAACUUUAAUGGAUGAUUUGCUGGAAGAUACUCUACAAAUAAAUGUUAAAAAAACUUCAGUUAAUCAAGAAAUUGUUGAAGCUGAAGAUAAACUAUUAAAUGAAAUACGAAAAGAACUGAAAAAGUCAGUUCCACAAAAUGAAAUAAAUUUAAGGAAGCAUACAAUUUUGGGUGGUGUAAUUAAUUUUAAUUUAUAUUAUCAACCACCACAACCAAAAAUGUUGUUAAACAAAACUGUUGUCACCGCAAUUCAAUUGCCAAAAGAGUUAAUACCGAGUCCAUUCUUUUUGGAGUACAUUCCACCCCCACCACCUGAAGCUGGAGUUCGAAGACUACCGGAAGAAAUUGAAGCCGAUUUGAAAAAACAAGAGUUUGAAUUUGAUAAGCUUGUUUUAUUUACUAUCGACCUUCCAGACACUGCGUUAUGGUUUGAACCACCGUUAGUAUGUAAAUGGGAUGAUACAGCAAAUAUUUGGUCAACCAAACAUAUUCACGAUGUUAAGUAUAAUGAGGAUAAAUUUACGAUUCAAUUUCGAACUGGUUGUUUUGGUUUAUUUGGGAUUGCAGUUAACAGAUAUGCAAAUGUCCCAUAUCAAACAUGGGAAUUGAGACCGGAACCUAAAGGAACAGGUGUAAUAUUUGGAAUUACUGCUGCGGUCAUAAUAUGUGAGUUUCUAAUUAAAGAAAGUCAUGUAACAUUAACACUUUUACAAAAUGGGGCUACAAAUGCGUUACAAGAAUUUGUUGGUAUUCAAUUCAAACUAAAUGAACUAAUAAACAUUUUACAAAAUGGUGGGGUUGAUGUGUUUCCUUCCUUUGAUGUAUUUAAUUAUACAGAAGGAACCUGUGAAAAAUUAUGGCCAAUGGAAAAGCAUUUGUAUGAAAAUAUGGCGUACGUAUCGAGUAUAUACAAUUUUACUUGGUCACGAUGGAAUAAUUUAGCUGGUAAACGAUCAAUUGUUAUGCAAAUGAGGGAAUACCAAGACAAAAGAAAACAAUUAUCUUACUCAACUCUACUCGUAACACCUUAUGAAGCAUCAUUAAUUGAUAGCACAGAGGUCAGCCAAUCAUUUAAUUCAACAAAAACUCAUAAAAAGUUUUGUGCAGAUUUAUUUCAUUUGGUUGAAGGUGUAGGAUCAAUUAAUGCUCGAAAAAAACUUGAAAAUAUUAAUUUAAGAACUGUUAAAACUGUUGCUGAUAUUUUGAUUGCAACUCGAAUAUUAAGUCUAGCAUAA